UCGCGCCCGCCGCUUAACGCUCGGCGCCGCUCGCUCCUCCGGGCGCCGCGGACCCCGCCGCAAACGGACACAAUGGCGGCGGCCACCGCCACCCCCGGCACGGCCGCCUGCAGCAGCGGCAGUGCAGGCUCCGACGCCGCGGGUACCGGCGGGUUGCAGCCGCAGAAACAGCCGGGCCCGCCGCCGCUGCCCGCGCACCCCCGGAAGCCGCGCAUGGACCCGCGGCGGCGCCAGGCUGCCCUGUCCUUCCUCACCAACAUCUCGCUGGACGGACGGCCGCCGCUGCAGGACGAGUGGGGAGGCGACGGCGGCGCGCCCAAACCGGGCGCCAGGGCUCGGCUCAGCCCGCUGCCCACCGGCUGCAGCGCGCUCGCCACGCCGGGCCCCUGCGUCUCGCAGCCCUGGCUGCUGCCCCGCGCGUCGGGGGAGCUGUCACUGCCGCCCCGGCCGGCGCCCAUCGCCGCGUGCGUCCCGCUGCAGUCGCCGCCGGAGGGGCCCGGGCCGGAGGAGCUGGAGGAGGAUGACGCCUUCGCCAGCGUGCAGGUGCCGGCGGCCGCCUUCCUGGGCUCCGGAAUCCCCGGCAGCGCGAGCGGUAGUCGGGGUCGCCUCAAUUCGUUCACUCAGGGAAUCCUGCCCAUCGCCUUCUCCAGGCAGACCUCCCUGGAGCAGCCGGGCCCGGGCGGCGGUGCCGGCGCCGGCGCCUUCGAGCAACUGCAGAGGUCCCGGCGUCGCCUCAUCUCCCAGAGAUCAUCCUUGGAAACCCUGGAAGAUAUUGAGGAGAACGCCCCGCUCCGAAGAUGUCGAACUCUCUCAGGUUCGCCCAGACCAAAGAAUUUUAAGAAGAUUCAUUUUAUCAAGAACAUGCGGCAGCACGACACCAGGAAUGGCAGAAUAGUCCUUAUCAGUGGCAGAAGAUCCUUCUGUAGUAUAUUUUCCGUGCUGCCAUAUCGCGACAGUACCCAAGCCGGGGACUUGAAGUUGGAUGGAGGGAGACAAUCAACAGGCGCCAUGAGCUUGAAAGAGAUCAUUGGUCUGGAAGGUGUGGAGCUGGGAGCUGAUGGGAAGACGGUUUCUUAUACCCAGUUUCUGUUACCCACAAAUGCCUUCGGAGCCCGGAGAAAUACCAUAGACUCCACCUCCUCUUUCUCCCAGUUCCAUAACCUGAGCCACCGCAGCCUCUCCAUCGGCCGGGCCAGCAGCACCCAGGGCAGCCUGGACAUAGGUAGUGACCUGGGGGAAUCCAUGGACUAUGACCCCAAUCUCCUGGACGACCCUCAGUGGCCUUGCGGCAAGCACAAGCGAGUUCUGAUCUUCCCUUCGUACAUGGUUCCUUCUCUCCCGCACUGUCCCCAGGUCUCAGCACUGAGCUGGAAGGUCCCACGCGGUGAGGACUGUAGAUACCACAGUGAAAACCAGCCCCGCCUACUGAGAAGAUACCAGAUCUGGGGCCCGGGAUUUAGCUCAGUGGCACCGUGCUUGCCUCAUAAGUGCAAGGUCCUGAGUUCGAUCCCCAGUACUGGGGGAAAAAAAGACACCAGAUCCGCACUCACCAGUGUAACUGUUGUCCAAGAGAGGCCAGGCAGCUCCCAGGCCCCUGCUGCUGGCUUUCUGCAUGUGUCCUCUCAUCACUUGGCAGAGUUCAGAGGUCACUGUGAUUCACCACACUGAGUCCAAAUGAACUCCCAGAGGCAGUUAUUACAGAAUGACCCUGCUCCUCUCUCCCCCACUCAUCCCAAAGCUCCUAACCCAGAGAGCUACACCACAGCUAUGCAGAGUUUCUCUCUCCACUCCGUGACCUGUGCAUUUGAAAACGGCUCAUCCAUCUUCCUCAGGGGCUAACACCUAGUAAGUGCUCAGUAAACAAACAGAACCACUGCCCUACGACUCAGGAGGGUGCACCGGAGAGGUUUUUCCUUGACUGAAAAUAAGAAUUCUUUUGCAGUUCACUGCUUUAUAAAAGUUCACUUUGUUAAUUAAGCAACUUGGGCAAGAAACUGUGGCUCAAAGUCUGAGUGAGGCUCUCACCGUUGAGGCUGAGACCACAACUCCCCUCUGAGGGCCCUGUCCCUGCUGGCUACCUCUGACUGCUGACCCGAGGGCAGGGCGUGAGGACAGCUCUGCAGACCAGCAGGGUCACCGUGUGUAGGUGACCAGGUGACGCGAACGUGCUCUGUUGUGGCUGAUGGUGGGGUUUGGUGGGAGCUCCUAGUGACAGGUCACAUUUGGUGACAACACUAACCUCUCCUUUUACAAGCCUGGUGUCUGUCAGGUGGGUGCCCGACCCGAUUGCUGUCUUUUUCUUUAAGUGAUGUCACAGUGAACUUUAAGGUUCUGGGCUAGAGCAUGUGUGUGCAUGCGCAUGUGCAUGCUCAGAUAAUUUUUGCUCCAUGGCCAGUGUGCUAGAUGGCUUGCCAAGUCAGUAUACCUGUCCUGCCCUCCUCGUUUUUAUGGAUCAUUUUUCAUUCCUCACGUUGAGUUGGCAGUCUGUGCUUCCUGGAAGGGUCCGUGUCUUAGCGAAAUAGGCUGUGGGAAUUGCAUCUUGUUGGUCAGAUCUGUGACACCCGUCUCCUGUUCUGGCCGCAGCCAUCAUUAUGUUGAUCAAGGGCAGGUAUAACUUUGGGAGCUACUGUCUAAGCUCCUGCCUGUGUGUGUGUGUGUGUGUGUGUGUGUGUGUUACAGAGUGCCUCAGCCCUGCUCCCUAGAGAGAAGCAGGCAUGGAUUGGAGGGCGGUUUCUUGGUCGUUUGUUCUGAUCUUACAGGAACAAGAGUGUGAGUGUUUUGUGUUUGCCUUAUUUUUGUGUUAAUGAUUACAGAAUUUGCACCUGGCUGCGCCUUUCCUUCUCCAGUGGACAGUGAACCAACCACAAACCCCAUUCUCACUGAUCUCAGUGAGUAGGGAAGGCAGACAGCCAACAGCAGAUAAGUCACUGGAGCCAUGCAGAAAGCUGUCUUGGAAGAGUGAUAGGUGACAGGGAGAAUCCAGGGUGGGUUCUCCACACGAGGAGACCAUGAUGUGUCAGGGAGGGUGAUGAAGUGUAAAAUGGCCCUUUCCUCUGGUGUACACACAGGCCCUGGGCUCGGGGAGCUGCACAUGCAAUGGGCCCAGGACUCCCAAAGUCAUCCCAUAGCAACAAGAGCUCGAGGGUCCCUGGAUCCAUGCUGCAGGCCCCUGGGGUGCAUUCAGCUACUGGGUUGGUGUGCCGAGCUCACUUUCCAUCAUCCAAGACAGGCUAAUGUCAGGCCCAUGAGGCCAACUCUGGCUCACUCUGCCCAGGCCUUCCUGCAGCCGCCUUUGCCUGCAGGUGAGAACAGACCCUGGGGCCACUCGGCCUCAGGGUCCUACUGUCCUCCAGCCUCCUCAAGCCCCAGGGACGUCCCCGAGCUGUCACCCGGUGUUUAGGGUUGCCCUGUCUGCACAGAGUUUCAGUCUCUGCAGAGUCAGACAACCCUCAGAGCAAUGAGCUAAACCUUCCACCUCUCAAAUCCCACAGCAGCCAUAUGCAGUGGAAUUUAUACACAAUCACUGCACCCAUUAAAGUCCACAGCCCCAUGAGUUCUCUAAGUGCCCUUCCAGUCCAUGUAGGAUGUUUCUGUCCCCUUAGAAAGUCCCCCCGCGGGCUGGGGAUUUAGCUCAGUGGUGCCACCACCUGCCCCACAAGCACAAGGUCCCGAGUUCGAUCCCCGGUACCAAAAACAAAAAAAGCUAAAGUCCCCUCCCCUGUGGCAGCUAACUUCUGACUCCAUAUUUAGUUUUACCCAUUCUGGAAUUUCAUGCAAAUGAGGUCAUAGAGUGUGCACUAUUUUUGGGGGGUCUUCCACACACCUUAAUGUCGGUGAGAUUCACCUAUGUGCGUGUAUUGGUAUUUUCCUCCUGUUUUGGAGUGGUAUUGGAUCCAUACAAUCUCUCCACUCUCCUGUUGAUAAACAUUUAGUGUUUCCAUGCAGGGAUAUUAGGAAAACUGCUAACUUAUACAAGUCUUUUUAUGGGUACCUGUUUUCAUUUUUCUUGGACGAAUUCCCCAGGGGCAGAUCGUAGCCAGAUAGCAGCCAUCCAGGGUGUUGUGGGAUGUGUAUUUCCUGGGUACUUUUUCUAAGAGCAAUGUGAAAAGGCCUCUCAUCCCCACACAGAGGGCAUGCCUGGGGGGAGGGUCCAAGGCCUGUCAUCUGCAGCGUGGAAGUGGCCCCCUUAGAGAGGGGCCUCGCACUCUGAACCUUGAUCCAUGCAGGUCAUUCCUGUUAUUGUCCACUGUGAAAGGGCAAAGGUGAAAGGUUGGACUUGAAAGAGAAAAUCCCUGGGGCCAGGUGUGGACAGCAGGUUGCAGCUGCCCGGGGUCCAGCCCUUGGGUGCCUGGAAGGUGACCAUGGUGGCAGUCCUGUGUUGAGCACCUGCUACAUGCAGGUUCUUGCAGGGCCUCAUCCGGGGGCAGUGCAGGCGGGCGGGGGCCCUGAGUCACCACCGGAUGCUUCCAGCCUGGUGUAUAAUUAGAGCCUCACUGGAGACCGGCUAUUUAUCAUUGGAACCUGGCCGUUCACGGUGGUAGUGGUUUUCAUUGUUCUUCUCCCCCUUUAUGGGUGUGGAAAGCAAUUAAGAGGAGAAGGCAAGGGAGAGAGCUGAGGUAAUGCCAGCAGAGCUAACCCUGUUCCCUUGGAUCUCUGGAUCCUUUUUUUUCGAAGGACAAAAUCCCUCUCUUUCUGCUCAGACAUCAGAGAGGAACCGGGGUGUACCCUGUAUGGUACCAGUAGGGAUGUACGUCACCGGGACUGCUGGGUGGGUGGUGGCUGUGACAAAGUGCCUCUCCUUGAAUUCACUUCGUAGUGGAACACAGGGCCCUGCGAUCCCUGGUGUGUGGGAGUCACCCUUUGAACUGGGUUUUUCAGCAGUGUGAGCUGCUGAGGAGUGGCAACUAAGACUUUCUGGUGUCUCUAUUGGUUUGUUUUCGCUGUCCCAGUGGCUCCAACAGUUUCCUGCCUGCAGGGUCCCCCCCUUUGCAAGGUCCCUUCCAGGCCCCCGGUUUCACCUGCCUCCUCUACUCCCUUGGGAGGCCUGGGCCCCUUUAAGGCCAGUGACAGCACGUGACAGAAGCAUGGCUGGGGCUGGGAAGGCUUCUGUGGAAAUCUGGGCCGUGGACGCAGUGGAAGACCUGGACUGUGUAGGCCCGCCACCGCUAGGUAUGAGCGUUGAAUUAAAAUGCCUCAAGCCUGGCAUGGCAGAGCACACCUGUGACCUAAGCACUCAGGAGGAUCACUGCAAGUUCACAGCCAGCCAGGCUACAUAUCGAGACCUUGUCUCAAAUAUCAUAAGAAAACAGCCUCAGAUUCCUUACUGAGCUGGCGUGGUGGUGGCAGGGGAUAGGGUAUUUUUUGGAAACUGUGUUGUUAGAUACAAUCUGCAUCCUGCACAGUUCACCUCUUCAGUGUGCAGUGCAUUGGUUUAUAUAUUCAUAAAGUUACAUGGCUGUAACCAUAAUCCAUUUCAGAACAUUUGCAUCAUCCCCCAAAGAAGCCCCUUCCCCUUUGAGCUGUCCUCUGAAUCAUGUACUGCCCCAGGCCCCAGUGUCCUCUCUGGAUUUGCCUGUUCUCUAUCAGUGGAGUCAUACAGGAUGUGCCUUCGAGUCUGGUUUGUUUCACGUAGCCUUACAUUUCAAGGUUCAUCCAUGUUGUCACAUGUAUCAAUAUUGUAGUUUUUAAUCAUUUUUUUCCUGUAAAAAGUCCCAAUAUGUACAGCAGCAUCUGCUCCCUUUCUGUGUAUUCUUGGGGCGGGGCCGACCAAUUUGUGACCUUUUUUUGAGGCAGGGUCUACCCCAGGCUGGCCUUGAACUCAUAGCAAUCCUGGCUUAGCCUCCUGAGUGCUGGGAUUUCAGGUAUGCACCACUAUUCCCUGUUCA
Molecule: messenger RNA, 5885 nt
Organism: Heterocephalus glaber (naked mole-rat)
Lineage: Eukaryota; Metazoa; Chordata; Mammalia; Rodentia; Bathyergidae
Gene: Cables1
Product: Cdk5 and Abl enzyme substrate 1
Biological process (GO): nervous system development; regulation of cell cycle
Cellular component (GO): cytosol
Source: RefSeq, a predicted model, not a curated record